Molecule: messenger RNA, 2277 nt
Organism: Cutaneotrichosporon cavernicola
Lineage: Eukaryota; Fungi; Basidiomycota; Tremellomycetes; Trichosporonales; Trichosporonaceae
Gene: CDC6
Exons: 2
Coding region: 1-2277 (758 amino acids)
Biological process (GO): mitotic DNA replication checkpoint signaling
Cellular component (GO): nucleus
Molecular function (GO): DNA replication origin binding; ATP binding; ATP hydrolysis activity
Source: RefSeq, a predicted model, not a curated record
AUGCCCGCGCCCAAGCGCACUCGCGCCGCGGCCACGGCAGGCGACAGCCCUGACAACGAGGACGUCGACAACCAGCACCGCUCAGACAUGGAAGAAACGCGCGACCAGACUUCCCCAGCCACCACCACGCGGGUAACGCGCCGCACCCCUUCGCGCCGCAAUGUAACCAACCCACCGCGGCCUUCCCCAGACGCGACGACGCCCACUCGGCCAACUCUGCGCAGCACGCGUGCAACCCCUUCUCCGGGGAUUACCCGCUCAGCCUCCCUUUUCGGUACUGCUAGACCAACGAACGGCGCCAUCAUUCCCAACCCACCUUCCUUUGCUGGUCCGAGCACGCGCUCGGCCGGAAGCGCGCUGACGCUCGUCCGCGCGUCCAGUACGAGUGCCGUGCCCAGCCAGAGUCAGAUCAAGGCGACUGUGACGGGCGGAGGAAGUGCGCCUCCCCCUGUCAAGGGUGGUGCAGGGGAUGAUGUUAGUGGCGGGCCCAGUCGUCGGCCCUACAAGGGCAAGGAGAACAUCCCGCCCCCGAAGGAGCCGCAAUUGCCAACCCCACCCUCCGAGGGAAGUCGGAAGCGCUUGCGCCUGACUCCGUCCUCGAGCCGCACUCGGAGCGCCUCCAUUGUCAGCGUGCGCAGUGAAAGCUCAGUUCCGUCGCUUGGGUCUGACCUCACGACAAGAACUUCAUCAUGCCUUCCCUCGCCCUCGCCAUCACCUUCGGUCGCCACGACUAUCAGUGUGGACGAAGUUCAGGAUGCUGACCGCACACCGACCAAGCGUGGCUUCAGGCCAACAGUUCCCCUUACGCCUCCGCCGUCGUCGCCAUCCACGACAAAGCUUACCGAGGACAUGAUGUCCAUGUGCAGCCGCACCACGACACCCCUCGACGACUCGGACGCGCGUAGCUUCUCAAACGCGUACCGCGCUCUCAAGCAUGGGCUCCGUCUGUCGUCGUCAUCUGGCGACGGCACCAGCUCCGCCAUUAUUGGGCGCGACAACGAAAAGGCCAUCCUGGGCUCGUACCUCUCCCUCGUGUCGGCUAGUGACGUUGGCAUGUACGUGUCGGGUCCCCCUGGCACAGGCAAGACGGCCCUCACGACAGCUGUGGGCCGCGGGCUUGCCGAACAGGGAUGGCGCGUCGUAGAGGUCAGCGUCAUGGGUCUCAAGCCGCAGGACGUUUGGACGCGUCUGGGUGUUGAACUCGGCUGUGGAGGUUCCGAGGACGACGUGAUCGCACACCUCAAGGCGAAGAACACGCGUACCUUCAUCAUCCUCGAUGAGAUUGACUCGCUCCUUCCUCCUCCCCCGUCCCUUCCCGCACCCACCACCUCACAUGUGCUAUCCAAGUUGUUCUCGCUCCCCCUCCUCUCCACUCGCGGGUCAACUGUCAAGCUCGUCGCCAUCUCGAACACGCUUGACCUCACGGUCCGCGCCAACCUGGUGCUUGAGGGCAACGCCAUGCCCCAGGUCCUGCCGUUUAAGGCGUACAACGCGACCGACAUGACCGCGAUCGUCAAUGCCCGAGUGGAUGCUCUUGGUGAUGGACCUGACGCUGCCAAGGUCGACGCCAAGGUCAUCGAGCUUCUCUGCCGUAAGGUCGAGGCUCAAACCGGCGACCUGCGCAUGUGCCUAGGUGUGCUUUCGUCGGCGGUCGGGCUCGCAGAGGCGGACUGGGUCAAGAAGGGGUCGGCGCCGAUCUCCCUCAUCAAGGUCGCGUUGCCACACAUCCUCAAGGCGUUCUCCACGCACACCAAGCAGCUGCGCGCAGCGGCGGGCACCACGUCGUCUGGCGUCGCGAACGCCACUACGGGCAAAAUCCGCUCAGUGCCGCUGAACGGCCGCAUGGUGCUCGUUGCACUGCUCGUCUGGUUGAUGCGCACGCGUGCCGGUCUGGCCGGUUGCCCUGCUCAGGGUGCGAGUCCCGAGCUUCUCACCCCCUCUGCGCUGUACGCGACCUACGCGCAUCUGCUCAACCACCCCUCGUCGCCGAUCAAGCCCUCACCCGAGAGUGAUUACCGUGACCUGCUUAGCAACCUCGAGACUCUCGGCCUCGUGUCGCUUCCGCGUGUUCGGGGAGGCAACGUCCGCGUUGAGCUCUGUGUCCGCGAGGACGAGGUGCGUGACGGCCUUGCCCUCUCGGCGGCUGUUAAGGCCGUGGGUGAGGAGGAAGUGGCCCAGGUGUGGGCACGCGAGGAGGCGCGCGUCGCGCGUGUCUGUGCGCGCGCCCAGGCAGCCGUGGAGCGCGCCGCACACGGGCUGCCGAUGGAAACGGAUUAG